GACUCGGAGGCAUUCUCCCUUUAGUGACCAUUCUGCAGUGUGUGAAGACAGACAGCAUCCAGAACCGAACAGCUCGCGCUCUAGGGAAUUUAGCCAUGGAACCUGAGAGCUGUGGGGAGAUCCACUCUGCUGGUGCCGUUCCCUUGCUCGUGCAGAGCCUAACAGCCUGUCAGGACUCUCAGUGCCUACAGAGUGUGGUGCGUGCCCUCCGCAACCUGGCAGACUCACCCCAGCACCGCCUGGCCCUGGCACAGCAGGGAGCCGUGCGCCCACUGGCUGAGCUCCUGGCUGCUGCCCCAGACCCUGCACUGACCUCAGCCCUAGUCCGUGCCCUCCUGGAACUCAGCCGAGGCUGUUCCCGGGCCUGUGCUGAGCAGCUAAGUCUGGGUGGGGGGCUGGGUCCACUGUUAGCUUGGCUUCUCACCCGAAACGUAUGGUACGUGAAACAACCAUUCUGAUCCUUGCCAACCUGUGUGCCCAGGGGCUGGUCCGGCCUGCACUGGGCAAUGCUGGCGGUGUGGAGGUGUUACUAGGUGAGCUCCAGCGACGCCGGGGCCCCAAUGGGGCCGGUCCAGCUUCUCAGCAGCCCCUGGUGCGGGCUGUGUGCCUCCUGUGCCGGGAGGCCAUCAACCGAGCCCGCCUACGGGAUGCUGGUGGUUUAGAGCUCCUGAUGGGCCUACUGCGGGAUCCUCAUGCCAGUGCAUGGCAUCCACCAGUUGUGGCUGCUCUUGUGGGCUUUCUUUAUGAUACCGGGGCCCUGGGCCGGCUGCA
Molecule: messenger RNA, 771 nt
Organism: Fukomys damarensis (Damara mole-rat)
Lineage: Eukaryota; Metazoa; Chordata; Mammalia; Rodentia; Bathyergidae
Gene: Armc5
Product: armadillo repeat containing 5
Exons: 3
Coding region: 96-458 (120 amino acids)
Biological process (GO): anatomical structure morphogenesis
Cellular component (GO): cytosol
Molecular function (GO): protein binding
Source: RefSeq, a predicted model, not a curated record